Molecule: messenger RNA, 1850 nt
Organism: Trichoderma atroviride IMI 206040
Lineage: Eukaryota; Fungi; Ascomycota; Sordariomycetes; Hypocreales; Hypocreaceae
Biological process (GO): positive regulation of transcription by RNA polymerase II
Molecular function (GO): DNA-binding transcription factor activity, RNA polymerase II-specific; protein dimerization activity; RNA polymerase II cis-regulatory region sequence-specific DNA binding
Source: RefSeq, a predicted model, not a curated record
GGGCCCCUCUGCCACCCAAGGCCAAGUUCCCUUUUUCUACCGCCUGUCCCUCUCCGCCCAAGCAGAAAAAACCCGCCAGAUCCAGUAUAGAUCCAUCGGCACCACGCUCAAAGCAGUAUCUCCACCACUCGUUGCCUUUUCCAGCGCCGUGUGAUACAAGUCGACGACGAUUGGAUUCGGAUUAGGAUUGGCAUUGGCAGUUUAUAGUCGCCGUCGCAGUUGCAACCGCGAUUCCCUUCUCGACAAUGGCCGACAUCACCGACCAGCACGACCAGACGUCGCCCGCGGACCUGGACGACGCGCACUCGGUGGGCAAUGGCAACAACGCGAACAACGAGAACCGCGGCGUCAAGCGACAGCGCCCGGCCGCCGACGACGACGACGACGACGACGAUAAGGGCGGUCGUGAGCGCCGCAAGAUAGAGAUCAAAUUCAUCAGCGAUAAGUCGAGGCGUCACAUCACCUUUUCCAAGCGCAAGGCGGGCAUCAUGAAGAAGGCAUAUGAGUUAUCUGUCCUGACAGGCACUCAAGUUCUCCUGCUGGUCGUCUCCGAGACGGGCCUGGUUUAUACCUUUACGACCCCCAAGCUCCAGCCGCUUGUUACCAAGGCCGAGGGCAAGAAUUUGAUCCAGGCAUGCCUCAACGCACCUGAGCCCGCGACGGGCAGUGAAAAUGGAGUGGACGGUGGUGACCAAGUCGACUCUCCUGAAGAGCCUCCCAGCCAUUUGCCACCGCAGAGCCGCCCUGGCAUGCCCCAGAAUCCUCAUAUGGGCCCUGGAGGCUACAUGCCGCCUAGUAUGCCCAUGGAUCCUCAGCAAGCUCUGGCAUAUCAGAGCUAUGUGCAGCGUAACCAGGCUUAUGGCUCUGGCAUGCCUCCGCAGCCAGGAAUGCCUCCCAGCUCUCAUCAUCAGUCAUAGUAGGAUCAUGACUAUGGGGACAUACUGUAAGCUAAAGCUUGCAAUCGCUUAUGCCCAGCCUUGAACAACCCUUGGAGAUCUUCUCGGGCCUUGAGUCGUCUCCAGGAUGUUGCUACAACAUUAUGCAAAUGUUCUAGUUCGGCGUUGAUGACGUGUUGAUAUGCUUUCCAUAUCUGUUCUUUUUAUUUUAUUUUACACUCAAUGUUGCGCUUUCCCACAUUACCAAGUUUUUUUUUCUCACUUCGACUUCUUUUCGAUGUUUCAAAUUUUGGAGCUACGCGGACGUUGAUGCCUUUUUAUUUCCACCGGGAAAGAGGAUCCAACUCAGGACACCAAGAAGAUGUGCAGCCUUUUUGCUGCGCUGACUCUGCCAAGAUCUACCCUUUUAUAUUCUCAGUCCCGGAAAGGUUUAGAGGCGUUUUUGUAUCUGUGGCACCUCUCGUUUUGAAGCGUCUACGGCGUGUGUUAAAGGAGGGCUGAGCACUGUAUCGAUUACGACAAGAAUGGACGUUGGCGGCGGCCUUUUGUGCAAGAAUUUUGAAGUCUUGUAUGCGAAAGAGAGUUCUCUCAGAUCUCGCUACUGACGUGGAGGGUUCCAGCUUUAGGGCAUGGUUUGAGCGAGAUGCGGCAUCCCUCAGGCUGAGGCACAGCGAUCUCAGGAAUUAGGUUGGUACUUUUAGGUGGCAGGUCUGGGCAGGUUUGGACUUUGGGAGGUUGGAAGCGGAUAUGGGAGGGAGGGCAGAAUGAUGCUGGGCGGAUGAUAAUGGACACACGAGGGCAUGAUUUGUUGAUGGCAGGAAAAAACGAUAAGGACAUCAGACGAAUUUGAUGAAUCUAGCUUGCCGAACAACAGAGGUUUUUCUCCUUUCUAUUUCCUGCGAUGCUAAUGAAGUAUGUUUCAAUGUAACUGUGAAUUGUCUCUUUUUCCCAUCC